Mollisia scopiformis is the source of this 1018-nucleotide messenger RNA. RefSeq names its product Isochorismatase hydrolase. The record is from RefSeq and is a predicted model, not a curated record. The transcript has 3 exons. The coding region runs from base 339 to 965 and encodes 208 amino acids. NCBI's taxonomy places the organism in Eukaryota, Fungi, Ascomycota, Leotiomycetes, Helotiales, Mollisiaceae.
CCCAAAUCCACUUGUUGACAUCCAAUUCAUUGCAGAGCUGCGGUGCGAAAUUCCAGCUUCCGUACGACACCUUACAUAACCAUGGCAAGAGCCAACCCCUCUUCAAUGCCGUCUCGUCCAUUGACCCCACACCUGACUGUAUUAUGUGCAGUGUUCCGACCUGCAUUAUGUCCUACAAAUUCGUUACUCGGCAGGCCAAACUUGGGGCUCAUGAACUAUCAGUCUCGGACUCAUUUUCUCCAUAAAAGCUCCUAAGCACUCGAGCUUUCCUUUCUCACCUGCUUCCCUCCUUCCUUCAUCAUCAAACAAAAGAUCAACUUCAGCACCCGUCUCAAAAAAUGGCAUCCCUCCCAAACACCACGGGCAAAACAGCCGUGAUUCUCAUAGAUCCAUACAACGACUUCCUCCACCCAUCCGGAAAGCUCAACGGCCUAGUCUCCACCUCUAUGCAAAAGACCAACACCCUCACUCACAUCAAAGAACUCGUCGACACAGCUCGAGGCCACAAAAUUCCCAUUUAUUACGGGCUCCACCAACAAGUUGGUGCCAAUUUCAUUAUGGGAUGGAAUCAUGCUACUCCGAUGCAGAAAAGCCAGAGGGAUAACAAGGGGUUUGAGGAGGGGACUUGGGGCGUCAAAAUUUAUGAGGGCUUAGAGCCAAGUUUGGAGAACGGGGACGUGGUUGUUAGUAAGCAUUGGAGUAGCAGUUCGUUCCAAAACACAGAUUUGGAUUAUCAGCUUCGACAGAGGGAUGUCACGAAUGUAAUAAUAGGAGGACUCACUGCAAACACCUGCAUGGAAUCCACUGCUCGAUAUGCCUAUGAGCUAGGAUAUCAUGUGACUAUGCUGAAAGAUGCGACCGCUGGGUUCACAGUCGAGGCAACAGAAGCUGCAACAGAGCUUAUCUGGCCAAUGUUCGCAGGAAGAGUCAUGACUGUUGCAGAGUGGGCUACGAGCUUGAAAUGAGAAGUAUGUAGAAAGAGUGAUCAAAGGAGUAUAUCCACAUUGCACAUUAUGGG